AUGCCUCCAAAGAAAGCUACAACUUCCACAGCCACCAAGCCAAAGCCAGCCAAGACUGAAUAUUCAGCUAAUGCCAAUCCAAAGAAGAAGGAAGACCACCAGAAGUCAUACAAAGAAUUGAUCACUGAAGCUUUAAUCUCUUUGAAGGAAACAAGAAAGGGGUCAAGUCGUCAGUCUUUGAAAAAAUAUAUAAAGGAAAAUUACCCCAAGAUCGGUUCUGCUCCAAAUUUUGAUGUUUAUUUCAAUAAUGCAGUUAAAAAGGGUGUCGAAACUGAGGAUUUCAUGCAACCAAAAGGUCCUUCUGGUCCAUUAAAAUUAGCCAAAAAGGAGCCUUCCCCAUCAUCUACCCCAAAGAAGGAAGCCACCUCCACCACUACUACUUCAAUAGUCACUACUCCUGUAGAAUCUAAAUUGAAAGUUAAAGCUACUAAAGCAGUCACUGAUAAGAAAGUUAGUAAAAAAUCAUCAUCUUCAUCAUCAACCACUGCAUCUACAACUACUUCAAGUGAUAAAAAAAUCACAAAGAAAUCUACAUCUAUUGCUGCAUCAAAAGAAAAAUCAAAAUCAAAAUCACAAAAGCCUAAAUCAAAGCCUUCAUCUUCUUCAUCUAGUUCUACUCCAACUUAUAAAGAUAUGAUCAUUAAAGCUAUCCAAUCAACAAAUAAUGGUAAAGGUUCAAGCCGUACUGCUUUAAAGAAAUAUAUUAAAGAUAAUUACUCAAAUGUGAGUAGUACUCAUUUCGAUAACUUAUUCAAUUCUGCAGUAAGAAAAGGUGUUGAGUCAGGUGUAUUAGCACAACCAAAGGGUCCUUCUGGAGUUAUUAAGAUUCAAAAGAAAACUGCUAAAGUCUCGGCAAAAUAA
Molecule: messenger RNA, 861 nt
Organism: Henningerozyma blattae CBS 6284
Lineage: Eukaryota; Fungi; Ascomycota; Saccharomycetes; Saccharomycetales; Saccharomycetaceae
Gene: HHO1
Product: histone H1
Exons: 1
Coding region: 1-861 (286 amino acids)
Biological process (GO): negative regulation of DNA recombination; chromosome condensation; nucleosome assembly
Cellular component (GO): nucleus; nucleosome
Molecular function (GO): double-stranded DNA binding; nucleosomal DNA binding; structural constituent of chromatin
Source: RefSeq, a predicted model, not a curated record